Cylicostephanus goldi is the source of this 279-nucleotide messenger RNA. Lineage: Eukaryota; Metazoa; Nematoda; Chromadorea; Rhabditida; Strongylidae. The record is from the annotation of a GenBank genome assembly.
AUGACCAUUACCGCGAUGCUUUCCCGCCUACCUCGCCAUCCAAUUACAUUUUCAGCUGCAGAGGACGAUCUUCAGUAUCUAAGGACUAUGCAGCUCGACAAAUUCAAAAGGCCCUUGGAGAUGCCGGCCUUGGAGCGAAGAAACUCACCGCGCACUCCUUUCGAGGCGGUGCGGCCACCAAUGCGCUCAGCAAAGGUACAGAUGCUCAAAGUUAUGCUUGCAGAGAGAUGGAAGACAUUCACAUCGUUCAAACCAUACGUUGGCCCGGUACCCGUCUAA